Molecule: messenger RNA, 915 nt
Organism: Penicillium argentinense
Lineage: Eukaryota; Fungi; Ascomycota; Eurotiomycetes; Eurotiales; Aspergillaceae
Product: ornithine decarboxylase antizyme
Exons: 1
Coding region: 1-915 (304 amino acids)
Molecular function (GO): ornithine decarboxylase inhibitor activity
Source: RefSeq, a predicted model, not a curated record
AUGGCGAACUACAUGAGUAACCAUAGUUGGAGUCAUUACAAUCAUAUGUCCCGAUUUCUCGACCAAGAAUGCACGGCCGCAGCCAGCUGCUACGCCGUUGAGUCGUCGACUUCGAAGGUUCACGGCUUUCACUAUUGCACUACGCUGGGUGCCGGUAUGUCUUUUCGUUCAUUACAGGAAGCUCUGCCUAGUACUAACCUCACCCGGCAGGAGCACAGUGGUGUCCCUGAGGUCCCCUCAGGGUCUAAAAACUCCAUAUUAAGUCCUCCCCUUGAACGUCCCGCCGCCAGUGUGGAACGGAGUUUGCCCGGGAAUAACCGGUCCGAGCAGAAAGGGGAGGCAAUGUUCACCAUUCCGGAAGAGUGUGAGAGGCUCUUCUGUGACACACUCUCCGCGACUUUCCUUGGUGAGGGGAUUGACGCGCGACAGGAGUCACUGGGAAUGGGUGCAUUUCAAAACCAGCCAAGCCAGAUCGAACCUGGACACAGUCGGAUCAAUAAAUGGGUAGAAGUGUGGGACUACUCUGGCGAUGCUAUCUACCGUGGAUUCUUGACGGAGAUGAACGGCGAGCGGACAUUGUUUGUGUUCUUCGAAGACGAUGCACUCGGUCAUGUUCUGAAGUCAGGGUACGCCCCAAUCUUCUCGCUCUAUCACAUACAUACGUAUCGGACUAUCGCUGACGGAUGUUUCACCAACAGGUUAAUCGCACUUUUCGAGCUCGCAGGUAUCGACGUUUUUGACUGUUCGCAGAUCGUCGCAUGCGUCAAACGAUCGGAACACACAAACGAAAUGGAGCUUGUGCGGAGCCUCGGAUGGUGUGGGUUCAGUCUUACCACACUCGAGCCUUGGGCAUCCGAAGGCGAUUCGGGUCCUUUCUUCAGCACCAAAUGGCUCUUCCUGGCUGCCGAAGUAUAG